AAAAAGCAGGGAGCCGUGCUCAAAUUUUCAGCUAGCUGAGAAGAAUAGGAAAAGAAAGGCCCCGUAAGACGUGCUUGUCAACAGCAGUGCGUAGUACAGUACUGUGCUGUACGUUGCGAAGGUGAAAAUUCGGCAAUCUCGCCAUGGUGCACGAUUUCGAGUAGUGCGAGUUGUGUGUGGCUGCGAGUGCGGUGAAGGAAAGAAAAGGCGCCGACGAGCUUGCUCGAAGCGGCCUUCAUCACUGCUUCGGAGCCUGGCGAGAGACCCUGGAAGACCGGAGCAGGAGGAACGGGAAAAUAAAAAAGACGAGGGCUGUUGCCUCGAGAAGGAGUGACCAGCCCAGCCGACCGCUCUUUGAUUUGUCACCACCAGCUGGCCAUGUCCCUGCUCGAGCCUCGCCACAUGCAAAACUACAGCGAUGCGACGGCGUUGGAGCCACACUGGGGCUACGUCUCUAGGGCCUUGCCGUGCACCAGCGAUGCGGGCUCAUGUGCAUAUCUCGACGUCGUCUACCAUUCCCACGACCUGGGCAUGCUCUACAUAGGCAUCAUCUGGGCCACCAUCGGAGCGAUCCUCUUCAUCUGGGCCAUAGCGACGAGAUGUGUCGCCGCGUCCAAGGCCACGUCGCCCCUUGUGGCUACAAAUGAUGAAGUUGACGAGAGCAGCGACGAGAUGGCCGCUCGCGCGUCUGCCACUUCCUCUUCUAGCUGGCGCUUUCUGGCCGCUUUCAAGAGCGGCGCCCGCCGCAGGCUUCUUCCUGACGUAGCUGGCCGCCGCACCUUUGGCCGCACAACCAGGCUCCAAGUCCUCGUCCUUGCCGUCCUUGCCGGCUACCUCCUCAUCUGGACUUUUGUUGGCAUCGUGUACAGGACAUGGAUCACGCCCGUCAAGAAGCAUCCCGGCCUCAACAACACCCGCACCAGCCUCGGCCCGUGGUCAGACCGUGUCGGGGUACUCGCCUAUGGUUUGACCCCGCUCUCGAUCCUGCUUUCGAACCGUGAGAGCCUGCUGUCGAUCCUGACCGGCGUCCCCUACCACCACUUCAACUUCCUCCACCGCUGGCUGGGCUACAUCAUCGUCGCCCAGAGCCUGCUGCACACGAUUGGAUGGACCAUCAUCGAGGCGAGACUGUACCAGCCUCAGCCCACCGAAGCUCAGGCGUGGAUCACGCAGACCUACAUGGUCUGGGGGUGCGUCGCGAUCAUUUUGAUCGUCCUUCUCUUCGUCCUCAGCCUGCCUUUCGUCAUCAGACGGACCGGGUACGAAUUCUUCCGAAAGGCCCACUAUGUCCUUGCCAUCGUCUUUAUCGGUGCAUGCUGGGGCCACUGGGCGAAGCUGCGAUGCUUCCUCCUGCCCUCGCUCCUCAUCUGGUUCCUAGACAGAGGCGCCCGUCUCGUCCGGUCCUUUCUUCUCCACUACAACUUCCUCAGCGACGGCACCAUGGGCUUUCGCCCAGCACAGGCGACCGCAACGACCUUUGGCAGAAGAAAGCACGACAGCAAGGACGACGACGAAGACGACGCAGAGGACGAAGACAGCGUUGUUGUCCGGCUCGACUUUGAGCAUCGGCAGGAUCCGUGGAACAUCGGCCAGCAUUUUUACCUCUGCUUCACAGACGCAUCCAUCUGGCAGUCGCACCCCUUCACACCUCUCUCGGUGCCGACGUCUUCCCACAAGCCAGGCUUCGUCCGGCAUUCUUACGUCUUUCGCGCAAAGGGCGGCGAGACGAAGAAGGUGGCAGAUGCCAUGAUCGCCAAGUCGGGCAGAGCGACCGGAAAUGAUGUGGCCAUAAAAAACCCAACAACGGGCAUCAUCCUCACCGGACCAUAUGGCCAGUCGAUCGUGGAUCGUCUGGACAGGGAGUUGAAAACCAAUGUGCUCUGCAUCGCCGGCGGAACGGGCAUCACCUUUGUCCUUCCCGUGCUGCUGCAUCUCGUUCGGAAUCGCCGAGCCCAGGCGAUGCCGAGGCUGGAGCUGCUCUGGGUUGUGAGGCGGGCAAAGGACACGGCGUGGGUUCAGGCCGAGCUCGAAGAGCUCAGGGCGGCAAAGGACUUCGUGACAGUCCAUAUCUGUGCCACGCGCGAAGGCGGGCAAGCUGGUCCACAGGACGAUUUAAUUGGCGAAAAAGAAGGCAAGGAUUGCUCGAAAGCGUGCGACUGUAUCGAAGAGGGUCAGCAGCUGUCGUACGGUGCUGUCAAGAACCGCCAUGGUCGACCAGCCCUGAGCACCGCGAUCAGCAGCUUCGUCACCUCGACAUCGCGUGGCCCCGUCGUCGUCUACGCCAGCGGACCAGGCGAGAUGAUGACCGAGGUCAGGGGGGCUGUGGCGAGCUGCAACUCGGGAAGCAAAGUGUGGCGAGGCGAUCAGAGCCACGACGUGGAACUCGUGUGCGAUGACCGCCUUGAGUGGUAGCUGCUCUACACAAUCUUCCUCACGACAUCGCAAUCAAAAGCUGUUCGACAGCCUGCGUCAGCGAAGCUCGACGUGUGAGACUGUGUGCCAUUGAGCUGCAUUGAUGGUGCUGCUUUUGAAGCUGAGCAAUUUGAGUUGUAAAUGUACCGACGGGCCCAAAGAAAGAAAGAGGGUGUGGGAUCUUUAGCUUACUUCGGUCCUCGUUCGCCCCUUCGGUCGGCAAGACGUGGCUGGUUUAAAGUGUGAGCUAGUUGGAGCACAGGCACAUCAAAUUUGUAAUCAGACCAAGCCUUAUCUUGGGCUGACAAUAACACAACCAAUAGCGCACGGACGCGCUCACCCAAAAAGUCUCGACAAAAAAAAGGAAGAAGAGAGAGGGAAACAAAAAAAAAGUUUUGUUGAGGAAGUCAAAGCCAGGCAUGAGAGAAUUCUCC
Molecule: messenger RNA, 2846 nt
Organism: Acaromyces ingoldii
Lineage: Eukaryota; Fungi; Basidiomycota; Exobasidiomycetes; Exobasidiales; Cryptobasidiaceae
Exons: 1
Coding region: 379-2412 (677 amino acids)
Biological process (GO): iron ion transport; intracellular iron ion homeostasis; copper ion import
Cellular component (GO): plasma membrane
Molecular function (GO): ferric-chelate reductase activity
Source: RefSeq, a predicted model, not a curated record